Echinostoma caproni is the source of this 1125-nucleotide messenger RNA. NCBI's taxonomy places the organism in Eukaryota, Metazoa, Platyhelminthes, Trematoda, Plagiorchiida, Echinostomatidae. The record is from the annotation of a GenBank genome assembly.
AGUCUAGGUGCAAACGAAGUCUAUCGGGUAGUGGUCACAUUGAGCAUAUCAGAUACUAUGGAAUACGUGAUUUCCAUAAACCAGGCAAGUCAACACCAAGUAUAUAUAUAUGGACAACUGAAGCAGGCAAAAGACCCCAUCGUACUUUCUCUUUCUGAGUCGAUGCAGAUUUUUGUGAAGACUCUUACGGGCAAGACAAUUACCCUCGAGGUUGAAGCCAGCGACACGAUUGAGAAUGUGAAGGCGAAAAUACAAGAUAAGGAAGGAAUCCCGCCAGAUCAGCAGCGUUUGAUUUUCGCUGGAAAGCAAUUAGAGGAUGGUCGCACGUUGUCAGACUACAACAUUCAGAAGGAAUCCACAUUGCAUCUUGUUUUGCGGCUUCGCGGUGGCAUGCAAAUUUUUGUCAAAACGUUGACAGGUAAAACAAUAACUCUGGAAGUGGAAGCAAGUGAUACGAUUGAAAACGUGAAGGCUAAAAUCCAAGAUAAGGAAGGUAUCCCACCGGAUCAGCAACGACUGAUUUUUGCUGGCAAGCAGCUCGAGGAUGGUCGCACAUUGUCCGAUUAUAACAUCCAAAAAGAGUCUACGCUGCACCUGGUGCUCCGUUUGCGAGGUGGCAUGCAGAUUUUUGUGAAAACUCUGACCGGAAAGACUAUUACGUUGGAGGUUGAAGCUAGUGAUACUAUCGAAAACGUAAAAGCUAAGAUCCAGGAUAAGGAAGGCAUUCCACCAGACCAGCAGCGACUCAUUUUCGCAGGAAAGCAGCUUGAAGAUGGUCGUACUUUAUCUGAUUACAAUAUCCAGAAGGAAUCUACGCUUCAUUUGGUAUUGCGACUUCGCGGUGGGAUGCAGAUUUUCGUGAAGACGUUGACUGGCAAAACCAUUACUCUCGAAGUUGAAGCUAGCGAUACCAUCGAAAACGUGAAAGCUAAAAUUCAGGAUAAAGAAGGCAUCCCUCCAGAUCAACAACGGCUGAUAUUUGCUGGUAAGCAGUUGGAAGAUGGUCGCACACUUUCUGAUUACAACAUACAGAAGGAAUCUACGCUACAUCUCGUGCUCCGUCUGCGCGGUGGCAUAUUUGUUCGCACAAACCAUCGCGGAACAAAACGGUUCCGGGUGUGUUAA